Molecule: messenger RNA, 2733 nt
Organism: Mizuhopecten yessoensis (Yesso scallop)
Lineage: Eukaryota; Metazoa; Mollusca; Bivalvia; Pectinida; Pectinidae
Exons: 1
Coding region: 482-2131 (549 amino acids)
Molecular function (GO): zinc ion binding
Source: RefSeq, a predicted model, not a curated record
UGGAUCAUCAAACACCAAACUUCUGACAGGGUAAACAUUGUUAUGUGAUUCACAAAUUUUAACAGAUCUAACCAGACAUUAACUUAUAACAGCGAACUUCUAUUAUUAUGUUUUGACAUAAUCUGCUUUGAUAGAUGUGACUAUCAAAAUGUGUUGUUCGUUGUCUGCGGACGAACUGACAUUGUAAACAAUGUGAGUGGUUAUACGUGACUACAAAUUUACUGUGGUUCCUAUACAUACAAUAUAUUCUACAAAAUAUUUAGCCAAACGUACAAAAACCACUAACAUCAACCACAGGAGUUAGAGAAAAGCAUAUUUCAGUGGACACUCAGGACUUUGUGAAUACUCCAGUUUUUUUAUUCGUGUAAUGGAAACAUUUUUUUCUUUGUGAUUGUUUUGACAGUAUGGAACAAACUGCUUCAUUGUGAAAUCAACUUCCUAUAGUAAAAGAAUAUCAACGGUUUUGCAUCAUUUUAUCAUUAUGGCUACAUCCAAAUACAAAGCUCAGAUUCCUUUCCGUACCAAAGGUCAAACCACCUGUACACACCACAGGCGGAGACAACUAGACCAUUACUGUGAAGAAUGUCAAGUUCCUGUUUGCAUCAAGUGUGUAUCUACUGUACAUAAGAGUCACCCUUUGUGUGACCUUAGUGAAAUUACUCCUCAAACUAAACAAGACAUUCAAAGCUUCAUAGACAAAACUGAGAAAGUGGACCUUGUACAAAUCGACCAGUACAUCACUUCUACUGAUGAACAACUAAAGGACAAUGCUAGCAUAUUUGACAAACUUUCCAAACAGGUAAAGAUACAAACAAACAAAUUAAUAGAAGAUCUGGACCUGCUAGCAGCUCAGACUCUGUCUCUCUAUAAACAAAUGGAGGAGGAUAACACCAAGCUACUACAAACGUACAAACAGGACCUGGAAAUGUACAACACUCAGCUAAAACAACAGGUAAAAGAAUGUAAAAUUACCCUUCAGCGCGGCUCUGACAUACAUAUCUACGACACAGGACAUGAUAUUCAAUCUACUGUCACUCUCCCUGUAGAACCUACCACGGGUACUGCUAGCUUCACUCCAAACCAAAAUCCUCAGGGUUCCCUUGAACAAGCUAUGGGAGAAGUUAACACAUUAGGUCAAGGUCAAAGUCAGGCCUUAAAAGGUCAAGAUCGGUUAGUUGGAUCGUCUGCUGAACAAAGACCAUAUCCUACACAACAGAGGUCAGAAUCAAAAGGAAGGAAACACUCUACAAAACAAAGAUCAAAAAGAAGAUCAAAAGGAACACAGCAAGUAUCCAGUCCAUUAUAUGCCUUGUUUUAUGAGGCCGUGAUAUUGGAGGAGUGGGAGUCCCAAUGCUACAUUACUUCUGUAUGUCCAACCACUGAUGGCCAGGUGUGGACCAGUUUCCGUAACAGUGACAUCUUAACGCUUCUGGACAGGAAUGGCACAGUUGUACAGGUGGUUCAACACAAUACCAGGAUCACAGACAUAAGCCUAUCACCCACAGCCAACGCGUUAUGGGUCUGUGACAAGGGAAACAACAUCACAGAGCUUGUGGCAGGACGACUUGUGCAAAGAUUCAGCACAAAGGAGGAACCAGAGUGUCUCUGUAUCACAGCUAGUAACCAUGUCAUUGUGGGGAUGUCCGAACACAUCUCAAAAUUUACCACAAAAGGUAAAUUGGUACGUACUUCUUUGACAGCGGGGACUGGGAAGCCAUUAGUGUGUACACCAUACAGGAUCUCAGAGUGCCCGGUCACUCACAAUGUCACAGUUGCCGACUGGGAUAAUAGACAUGAUGGUGGUGAAGGGAAACCACAUGUUGUUAUCAUGGACAUAGAUUUCAAGAAACUAUAUGUAUAUGGUGGUGAAGUCCAACAUACACAUCAAUCAGCAUCACAGUCAGAAGGUGGACCGUUAAACCCCUUUGGUGUUGUGUAUGACAGUGUGGGUAACCUAGUCAUAGCGGACAACAACAGUAUCCUAAUCACCAGUUAUCGUGGUGAGUUACUCAGGAUCAUACACACACAUGACAGUUUCUGCACACAGGCUGUUGGUGUAGACAAGGAGGAUGUCCUGUGGGCAGCGUCUGAAGAUGAAGGUGUCAAACUACUACAGUACAUCAGUGUGUGACAUCUGGAAAAAAUACCAUGCGUUUAUCUAGUAACUAUGACAACUAACAUUAAUAGGAUAAUAGAAGUUGUCACUUGAAAAAUCACUUGAAGAAUCACUUGAUAAACCUUAACACCAGAUAAAAACUACGGACCUGAGAAGUGUACGAACACAACAGACAAUAUAUAUAGCAAUUAUUGGAAAUAAAUCUAUUGGUAGAUCCGUAUCUGUAAUGAUACAGCUUCUGACGUUACUUUCGGCCUGCUAGGCAACUCGUCGUUAGAGCUAUUUGUUGACUGCUUCAUGGUGAUGAAAGUUAUGUGACUUUAAUCAAAUUUAAUACCUAUGACGUCAUAUAUAAUUAGCCUUAGAUAUGAAGCAAAAAUUAAGCAAGAUUUUUAUUUUUAUCUGAUGUAACUACCUGUUGCUUAAUAGGAAUAUUUUACCAAAAUUUCUUAAAUAUCCGUUUGGACAAUACUUGCCCUCUUGACCUUUUGUUUUCACUGAAAUUAAUUCCUCUUUUGUAGAUGUUUUGCUACAGACAUUCCUAUCUCCAUUGAAUAAAAAUGCAGAACAAAUAUCUAAUUCAUUGUAUUAACAAAUGAUAGCUUACUCCUUUAAAU